AUGAAUAUAUUUGCAAGAAGUAAAGAGAGAAAUAAUCAUAAUGAUAAACAAAAUGACAAUAUUAUAGGUAUUAAAGAUACAAUACCCAUUGAUAUUGCUCUUUUAAUAUCAAAUUAUGAAUCUAGACUGAGAGAUAUGUUUUUUCCAGAUAAAAAUGAUGGUGUUUAUUUGAAUUUAUUUAGUCAUUUAAAAACUGCUGCUACAACAUCACUUGAUGAUAAUUGUGUAGUGGUUUUUAAAGACUUAUUUGAGUUUAAGUUUAUAAAGAAUUUAGAAAAUGUUCAGAUAGAUGAAAUUAUUUUCUGUAGAAUUGAAAAGUUUACUUUUAAUAACAUUAUAACUCCAUAUCACAAAUCUUGUAGUAUUAUGAGUCCAUUAAUUAACCCCAAAUGUAUAUUUAUAGAGUGUUUGACACUUAAAACCUGUUUGAUUUCAUUUUUAAAUUUAAUUAAACUAAUUAGAAUUUGUAAACCAACUGAAUUAAGACUUCAGGAUGUAAAAUUUGAUGGUAAUUUAUCUAAUUUAAAAGAGUUUAUUAAGGUUAUUAAUUAUACUAAGAUCAAUAGUUUAACUAUAAAGAAUACUUCUUUUACUAAAGAUAAUUUAAAAGAGAUUAUAAGAAAUUGUAAACUCAUUAACGUUGAAUUUCAAAUAGAUGCUGAUCUUUUCAAACUAUUUAUACUCAAUAGUGAUUAUAUUAAUAGUCUAUUUUAUGCAGAUUGUAGUUUUACUGAUAUUGAUAAUAUUGACACAUCAACCAUUCAACAGGUGAUAGUUUCAAAUGCUAGAUCAUUUGAUUUUCUAGUUAAAUUUCCUAGAUGUCAAUUUUUGGAAAUAUCACAGUGUUGUUUUGGUCCUAAUGAUAAUGAUUUAAUAGAAAAAAUGGAACUUGUUCGUUUGAAAUUUUCAAAUGUCAAAUUCUUAAGUGCAUCUGUUUUUUACCAAAUUAUAAUGACGCACUAUAAAACCUUAAGAUAUUUAGAAUUUAUUGAAACGAUACUACCUUUUGAUGCUGAGGAAUAUUGUUAUCAAAAUCUUAUAGACUGUAAAGUAAUUUUAUCAAAUAUAAUGUUUUAUAUUGGAAGAAAAUAA
Hepatospora eriocheir is the source of this 1092-nucleotide messenger RNA. NCBI's taxonomy places the organism in Eukaryota, Fungi, Microsporidia, Hepatosporidae. The record is from the annotation of a GenBank genome assembly.